Messenger RNA from Pteronotus mesoamericanus, 2420 nucleotides. It is a transcript of the gene GPR173, whose product is annotated as G protein-coupled receptor 173. NCBI's taxonomy places the organism in Eukaryota, Metazoa, Chordata, Mammalia, Chiroptera, Mormoopidae. Gene Ontology annotation, molecular function: gonadotropin-releasing hormone receptor activity. Gene Ontology annotation, biological process: G protein-coupled receptor signaling pathway. The record is from RefSeq and is a predicted model, not a curated record. The transcript has 3 exons. Gene Ontology annotation, cellular component: plasma membrane. Bases 387 to 1508 code for a protein of 373 amino acids.
GUGUUUCCCAACACCCCCACCCCUGCCCAGUGCACCCCUCCCCUGCCUGCUUCCCCUGAUGUCUGCGAUUUAGACCAGCCCAGCUGUAUCCACGGCAACAGAAGCAGGAGUGUCACUGGCCGCCAGAUCACCGAGGGUCCCACAAUGUGGCCUGUGCUGUGAUUUAUCCUUGGUGAGAGAGCUUGAGCCCCCUCCCUGGAUUCCGAGACUGCCCUGCUGAGAGAGCCCAGGAUGUCAGCUCCACAAAGGCAGGGAUCUUUGUCUGGUUUGCAGCUGUAUCCCCAGUGCCUGGAAUGGUGCGCCCCAGCAGGACAACUGAUGGAGUCCCCCAUUCAGUACCGGACUGGCUGACUUCAUAGGGUUGGGAGUAGCCCCUGCCCCUCAUUAUGGCCAACACCACUGGAGAGCCCGAGGAGGUGAGCGGCGCACUGUCCCCACCAUCAGCAUCGGCUUAUGUAAAGCUGGUGCUGCUGGGACUGAUCAUGUGCGUGAGCCUGGCGGGCAACGCCAUCUUGUCGCUGCUGGUGCUCAAGGAGCGUGCCCUGCACAAGGCUCCUUACUACUUUCUGCUGGACCUGUGCCUGGCCGACGGCAUCCGCUCUGCCGUCUGCUUCCCAUUUGUACUGGCUUCUGUGCGCCACGGCUCCUCAUGGACUUUCAGUGCGCUCAGUUGCAAGAUUGUGGCCUUUAUGGCUGUGCUCUUUUGCUUCCAUGCGGCCUUCAUGCUGUUCUGCAUCAGCGUCACCCGCUACAUGGCCAUUGCCCACCACCGCUUCUACGCCAAACGCAUGACACUCUGGACAUGUGCAGCCGUCAUCUGCAUGGCCUGGACCCUAUCUGUGGCCAUGGCCUUCCCACCUGUCUUCGAUGUGGGCACCUACAAGUUUAUCCGCGAGGAGGACCAGUGCAUCUUUGAGCAUCGCUACUUCAAGGCCAAUGACACACUGGGUUUCAUGCUUAUGUUGGCUGUGCUCAUGGCAGCCACACAUGCUGUCUAUGGCAAACUGCUCCUCUUUGAAUAUCGUCACCGCAAGAUGAAGCCAGUGCAGAUGGUGCCAGCCAUCAGCCAGAACUGGACAUUCCAUGGUCCUGGGGCCACUGGCCAGGCUGCUGCCAACUGGAUCGCUGGCUUUGGCCGUGGGCCCAUGCCACCAACCCUGCUAGGUAUACGGCAGAAUGGGCAUGCAGCCAGCCGGCGGCUGUUGGGCAUGGACGAGGUCAAGGGUGAAAAGCAGCUGGGCCGCAUGUUCUACGCGAUCACACUGCUCUUCCUGCUCCUCUGGUCACCUUACAUCGUGGCCUGCUACUGGCGAGUGUUUGUUAAAGCCUGCGCUGUGCCCCACCGUUACCUGGCCACUGCUGUUUGGAUGAGCUUCGCCCAGGCUGCCGUCAACCCGAUCGUCUGCUUCCUGCUCAACAAGGACCUCAAGAAGUGCCUGAGGACUCACGCCCCCUGCUGGGGCACAGGAGGUGCCCCGGCUCCCAGAGAACCCUACUGUGUCAUGUGAAGCAGGCUGGUAGGCAGACAGACAGGGAGUAGGUCAUGGCCACCAUGAUGGGGCCGACAGAAGGGGAGGGGUAGGGCCCUGUACAGGAGCCUUUCUUUCUGGGCUCCAGCUCUAGCCCCUCAAACCACCCAGAAUCUAGGCACCUUUGCCAACACCUCCCCAGCCGUGGGAGACUUGGAAAGGGGUGUUCCUAGUUCUAGGGCCUGUCUCUGCUGCCUCUUUUUCCACUUCUACAAUCAAUCAAAAUCUCUCUCUCUCUCUUUCCCUCUCUCCCUCCAAUUCAGAAAAAGAAAACAAAAGUGAAAAUGCAGGUUUUUCUACUAACAGCUGAGGAGUCAGGCUUUCUUGCUUUAAUGUCUCUCCUUCUGACAUUGUCCAGAAUGGGGAAAUUUAUCCUGUAAAAUAGACUUUUAGAGCUCUUCUGGCCCCCUCUGCUCCCAUGUACCCUCCCCUGCCAAGUCCUUUAGCAAGGCAUGGAUGUUUAGGGAGAAAUGGAUCUGUUGGUAAGUGGGACCAAAGGGGGUGCAGGGUCCCCAGGGAGCAGGGAUGUUUAAUUGCUAUGUUGUGUGCAAUGUUGUUUUAGGCUAACCCUGGUCCCAAGCCCAGUCUCUUCUUGCUUCCCACUAUGUCCAGACAUCCAAAGUGUUUCUUGAGCACCAGUUUGAGAAGCCGGGGGGGAGGGAUAAGGGCCCCCAGCAUGGGCCCAGGCUAGGUGAAGAGCGGGAUGUGAGCUGCACACCUGGAGCUGAAGAUAUGUGAGCUUGGCUGCAUUCUCUCGAGCUGCCUCCUGGAUCCCCAGGCCCCAACUCUUCUUUCUGAGGAUGGAAAUCUACUCUAGCCCCACUAGGGCUGAUGUGGGUACCAUAUAGGCGGGAGCAGCCCCCCAGGAAAGUGUAGGGAGAGAGCCGAACU